Molecule: messenger RNA, 2246 nt
Organism: Dryobates pubescens (Downy woodpecker)
Lineage: Eukaryota; Metazoa; Chordata; Aves; Piciformes; Picidae
Gene: ZNF395
Product: zinc finger protein 395
Exons: 10
Coding region: 94-1590 (498 amino acids)
Biological process (GO): regulation of transcription by RNA polymerase II
Cellular component (GO): nucleus
Molecular function (GO): DNA-binding transcription factor activity; RNA polymerase II cis-regulatory region sequence-specific DNA binding
Source: RefSeq, a predicted model, not a curated record
GAGCCGGCCGCGGCGGGGACGGGAAUUUCAAAACAAGCUGCGGCGGGGGAGGAGGGCGGGGGAAGGCGGGAGCCGCGCCGGAGCGUGUCCAAGAUGGCGAGCAUGCUGUCCAGGCGUCUGGGGAAGCGCUCUCUGCUUGGCACCCGUGUCUCUGCCCCUGGCGCCUUGGCUGAUGGGGUGCUGGUGGCCACCCACGUCCCUGGCUUGCAGACUGACCUUGGCCAGGCACCUGCCCACACGGUGCUGCAAGAGGACGGAUCCUGUGUGCCGACAGUGGAGGAGAGCAACCAGGUGCCCAGGUUGCCCGGCCACCGGCAGCCCUGUGCUGGGCAGCAAGUCCUCCUUACCUACAGUGGGCAGGAGUGUGCCGGCCUCGUGGAGCAGCACAGCCAGCUGAGUGACAAGGUGAAGGUGCUGCUGCCAGAGCAGGGCUUGCAGACAUGCUGGAGGGUGCAGGACGUGCGGCUGGCCCCGCUGCAGCCCCCUGCCCUGCCUGCAGCCAGUGCUCCCAGCGCUGCAGAGGUGCUGCAGAGAUCUGUGUCCAGCAGCAUCGAUGUACCCAAGAGGAAAGCUGAUGCUGCUGUGGAGAUGGAUGAGAUGGUGGCAGCCAUGGUGCUGACGAGCCUCUCCUGCAGCCCCGUGGUGCAGAGCCCUCCCGCUGGCGAGAGCGGCAUCCCCCCCUCACGGACAGCCUGCGAUCCCUGGAAGGAGAGUGGUGACGUCUCAGACAGUGGCAGCAGCACUACCAGCGGGCACUGGAGUGGGGGCAGUGACAUCUCCACCCCUUCUCCCCCGCAUCCUGCCGGCAGCCCCAAAUACACCAGCGAGGCCCUGAGCUCUCCCCAGGCUGACGAUGGCUUUGAGACCGACUCCGACCCUUUUCUCCUCGAUGAACCCGCCCCACGCAAGAGAAAGAACUCGGUGAAGGUGAUGUACAAGUGCCUGUGGCCGAGCUGUGGCAAGGUCCUGCGCUCCAUCGUUGGCAUCAAGCGGCACGUCAAGACUCAGCACCUUGGGGACAGUGCAGAUUCUGACCAGUGGAAGCGGGAGGAGGAUUUCUACUACACUGAAGUGCAGGUGAAGGAAGAGACAGUGCCAGAGGCGGUGGCCACUGCCAGCCCCACAUCUGUGUCUGCUCCCAUCAUCAUCCAGCAAGCCCUUCCAAAGCCAGAGGCGCUACUGGUUGAGCAGCCAAUGCUGGAGCCCACCCUGGCCAGCAGCACCCUGAGCCAGUCAGCACCCAGCUCCUUUUGGCACAUCCAAGCUGAUCAUGCCUACCAGGCGUUGCCCUCAAUCCAAAUUCCAGUGUCCCCUCACAUCUUCACCAGCAUCAGCUGGGCCACUGCCACUUCGACUCUCCCAUCCCUGUCACCGGUGCGGAGCCGGUCACUCAGCUUCAGUGAGCCCCAGCCGCCAACACCAAUGCUUAAGUCCCACCUGAUCGUCUCCUCACCACCCAGAGUGGCCAUCAGCACCAGGAAAGUCCGUGGUGAAGCCAAGAAGUGCCGUAAGGUGUACGGCAUCGAGCACCGGGACCAGUGGUGCACGGCCUGCCGGUGGAAAAAAGCCUGCCAGCGCUUCCUGGACUGAAACAGCACUCUGCUGCCACCUCCCUCCCCUGCUUCUGCCCGGGGAGCACCAGAGGCCCUCACUGCUGCAACCAAGGACCUUGGAGGGACCUCCUGUGAGCCCAGAAGACACCUCCAGAGCUGCGUGUAAAUUCCUCCUCCCGUGUGUUGUACACCUGCUGGGUUUGCUCUUUUCGUACAAACUUUUUUCCAACUUUUUGGUGGUUUUUGUGUUUUGAUUUUUAAACCUGAAGAAUUCUCUCCCUUUGCACGGUAAAAGGUGGGCCUGGGAGUGAAGGAAGCGGCUUCCUUUGGCUUUGAGGUGAGAUUGUAGGCAAUCUGGUGACCAAAGACCUUCCUGUAUUUCCCAGAUCAGCCCUAAAAUCUCCUGAACUAUCAACAGUGUGGCUGGGGUGAGACAUCAAAGCAGCUCCUCUUCUCCUUUGGCUACCUAGAAGGCUCAAAUCCCUUGUGCCCUUCAAGGGAGGGGAUUGGUUAAUAGCUUUAAAUAAGCUAUUAAUUAAUAGCUUUAAAAAGGAAAACGUUCUUUGGUUGCAGGUGUGGCAGGAUCAGUUCAUGCGGCAGGAGGUGGAGGUUUCUCUCCCCCUUUGCUUGUGUCCUGUCACACCAGUAACUCGAGCCUGCGUGUACCUCUGGUUUGUUCCAGCAUGUCAGUUU